Molecule: messenger RNA, 3806 nt
Organism: Puntigrus tetrazona (Sumatra barb)
Lineage: Eukaryota; Metazoa; Chordata; Actinopteri; Cypriniformes; Cyprinidae
Gene: fam13b
Product: family with sequence similarity 13 member B
Exons: 24
Coding region: 371-3259 (962 amino acids)
Biological process (GO): signal transduction
Source: RefSeq, a predicted model, not a curated record
AUCGCUGUGGGUGUGUAACUAACACUGUCUCCAUUCCCCAGAAUCAACUACUCACAUUAAAACUGGCCAUGCCAGCGCAGCGCCGUAGCUAGUCACCGUCAAUAUUCGCAUCGCCUCCUUUGAACCGAGGACUGCUGGAUUAUAUCCCGUCUGCCGGUCGUCCGUCGUCUGGUUUGACCUGCUUAUCUACUAAAGUCCUGAACAGGAUUUGCGGUCCGUCAAUGAGGAACUACAGGCUCAUCUUCUGCCACAACCUGAAGCAACCAUAGAUGAACAGUUUGUUUACUACUAGUGAGUGGAGCAGGAGAUAAAGUCAACUUCUGGGCAUUUGUACAACAAGACGGACUGAAGCAGCUAGGCUGUGGAGGCGAUGAGGAAGAGCCUCAAUACUUCCCUCAGCGACUCCCUCAGCGCGGCCAGAGUGUUCGGGAUCCCCCUGGAGGAGGUGCAGCACAGCGGGCAGCCAGGACAUGAGGUCCCUCUGCUGGUCAGGAGCAUCGUCGAGUACAUUGAAGAGCACGGAGGGCUGCAUCUGGGUCUAUUUCUAGUGAACGGGAACGCAGAACGCGUGGAAUGGCUCAGGCAGCGCUACGAUAGCGGCGUCGAAGUCAACCUGGAGAAGGAGGCCGACCUGGCAUCCGCAGUCAGCCUGCUACGCCUCUUCCUGCAGGAGCUCCCCGAGCCCGUCAUCCCUGCAGGCUUACAGGCGCAAAUAAUGCAGCUCUAUCAAGACUACAGCAGCGAGGAAGAGCUGGGCAGAAACAUGAAGUACUUCCUUCAGCAGCUGCCGCAGGUCAAUUACAGCUUGCUCCGCUUCCUCUGCCGUUUUCUGUCCGGCGUGGCGUCUCUUCAGGAGGAGAGCUGGAGCAUAGGAGCUCUCGCUGCCGUCUUCGGGCCAGACAUUUUCCAUUUAGACACGGAUGUGGAGGACCUGAGAGAGCAGGAGUCGGUCAGCCGUAUUCUGGCAGAACUGCUGGAGAACCAGGAGGAGUUCUUCGACUCGGAGGACGAAGACAUUUCCAACACCAACGACUACAGCUCCAUUAAUGACCAGAUCACUGAGCUCCUGGAGGAAGAGAAGUUGGAGGCUUGUGAGGAGCUCCCGCGGGACGGGGAGGAUGGUCCCUCCUCUCUUUCCCCUAAACAUGCCCAUGUCGCCCCCUCCUCCAGUUCGCACAUUUCUUCCAUCAGCAUUCUUCCAGGAUCUGCCGCUAUAAUCCAGAGGACCAUCCGUGCUGCGGUGGAACAGCAUUUGUUGGACUUGCAGACGUCUAUUGACAAGGAGCUCGGCAGCUAUGAGAGUCAGGUGUUGGACUCCCAGCCCUUUCAGGGAAACGGCCCUAAUCAGAAGCCGGCAGGGCCUGAGGACCAUGAAGAUGUGCAGUCUGAAUCUGAGGCAGAGGCCGAGACUCUCCCGGAGGUUACGGAGGAGAGCCUGCCGUCAGAGAAUAGCGAGGAAUCUCAAGGUUCUCAGCUCAGCAGCCCUGUCACGGAAGAAAGCUCUGGGAUGGACCUUGACACGGAGACUCUCAUAGAUGCAGAGAGCCUCGGCACAGAAAGACUAGAGGACUACUCCGAUUAUGAGCAGAUGGAUCAGGCUGAUGUUAUCACCUUUGAGUCCGGUGACUGUGACCUGAAUGCUAAUAACGAGUGCACAGAACCAGACAGCAGCCCUCAGUCUUUGAGCAGAAGCAUUUUCUCAGACAGUGAACAAGAAGCAUCAUGCCCCAUCAAUUUCCCACCCAUUGACUUCACAUGUAUGCACCUGCAGAGAGAAGGGAGCGACCCUGUGCCGGUGUUUAUGUCAUGGCAAGAGGAGACCGAGUCAGGAGAAGCCCAGCUGUCUCCGUUGGCGGGCCGCAUGAUGCCUUUACCUCUAGAAGACGAUACUCAGCCGCUGCUGGCCCGACGCUUCUUGGACUUCGGCCACAGUCAGCGGUUCUUGCAGCAGGACCACGAUGCUACAUCCUCCACCAAAGCUUUGUCCUGUGGGAGGCCUCGCCGAGCUUCCCUCUCUUCCAAAGACAGCCUGAAGGGAGACAACGUCUCCCACCAGCUCACCAAGAAACUCCAGAACCUCAAGAAGAAGAUCAAGCAGUUUGAGGAACAGUUCGACAAAGAGAGAAACUACAAGCCGUCUCACGCUGACAAGGCAGCUGAUCCAAAGGUGCUGAAGUGGAUGACCGAUCUGACCAAAAUCCGCAAGCAGCUCAAAGGACGACAGCACCUCUUACCCAAAGGUUCCCUGAGGCACCAGGCCGUGCUUCAGUCAUACAGACGCCACUCGUCCUCUUCCUCCGUCCCGAACACACCCCAUUUUACACUGUCACGCCCCCUCAAUGCCUCUAGACAGGCGCCCCACUUCUAUGCCAAACACAAGGCCGAGAGUGAGCUGACCCCGCAGACGCGUCCACGCAGCAACACUCUGCCCAAGAGCUUCGGAUCCACCCUGGAUCAGUCGAGUCACGAGGACCCCGUGGAGAGCGAGGCUCGGGGUCACCGGCCCACGCGAGAAGAGACGCUGGAGCUCAUUCAGCACUGCGUCCAAACCAAACGAGCCGAGGACGGCUGGCCAGAGGACGUCAGGAAAAUGACCAAGGAGCAGCUUGCCAGCGAGAAAACAGUCCUGCAGAAGAAUCUUCUGUACUAUGAAGGACUUCAUGGGCGCCCAGUGACCCGAGAGGAGCGCUUGGUUGUGAAACCCUUGUAUGGCAGAUAUCGUCUGGUCAAGCAGAUGCUCACCCGUGUCAGCAUCACCCCUAUCAUAGCUUCUCCCUCCAGCAAACGGCGCAAUCAGAUGCUGCAGCCCAUCAUCGAGGGCGAGACCGCCCACUUCUGCGGCGAGAUCGAAGAAGAGGAGGAGGACGAGGGCAGGGGCCAGCAGGAAAACGUGGAGAUGCAGAGCGAGGCCUCCGAAAUCAUCAUGGACCCGGUCGCCCAGCCCAGCUCCCAGCAGCCCACUCAGGAGAACAUCCUCAGCUCUGGGAAGCUCAAUCUCGAUCUGCGUCUGUCCAGUUCCAACGCCUCCUCCAUGCCCGAGCUCCUGGAACAGCUGUGGAAGGCCAGGGCGGAGAAGAAGAAACUGAGGAGGACCAUCAGAGAGUUUGAAGAUGACUUCUACCAACAGAACGGCAGGAACGUUCAGAAGGAGGACCGCAUGCCUAUGAUAGACGAAUACAAAGAGUACAAGCGCAUUAAAGCCAAGCUGCGGCUCCUGGAGGUCCUCAUUAGCAAGCAGGAUUCGUCCAAGUCCAUCUAAAAUGGUUUGCGUCAGACAUGGCCUGCAUCAUCAACGUCCGCCGCCGUCCCACCGGAGGAGGAGGAGAAGAAGAAACGCCUGCACUCCAUCAUCCACACAAAGGCCUACAGGAAGAGUUUGAUAUUUUUGUCUUUCUUUUCCACGUUCGACAAGCUUUCUCAUACUGAGAACCAUGCUGCGUUGAGUAUCGCGUGUGUAUAUAUAUAUAUAUGGACAUCAAGCACUGAACUCUUCCUCAGACCGCACACACGGUCAUCAUAUUUCAACCCCCUCAUCUCACCCCCCCUCUCCCGGAGGUCUUCAUGGUUCUGUGUGUGUAUGCUACACUAUUCUGUAUGUAGGCUUUUAAAUAUUUCGAUGUUUUUCUUGAUCGAGACGUAUCAGCGCGACAAAUCGGAGGACUCUUGUAUCAAGCCGGUGCUCUUUUAGUUUUUACGUGACAAGACUCGGAUCAUCUGAUCGGACUGAAGGAAGCUACGGACUGUCACGAACUCUUCCUGAUUCAUAUGUAAAUGACACAUAGCUGUAUGUCUGCGUUAAUAUGCAU